AUGGAUGGACCCGAGCAUUGGUCCAAUGCGUUUUUUGAGGGAUGUAGGUACGGUGAAGUUGCUUCAAGUGUGGCUGAAUCUGUCAAUAAUUGGGUGAAGGACGAGAAGAGGAUGCCGGUAUCAGCUGUCGAUAAUACUAUUAGAAUGAAACUCAUGGAAAUGAUCCAUAAGCGUCAUAAGAUUUCCGAAACUAUGACAAGUCGCUUGACUCCGGAUUAUGAAAACAAGUUAAAAGAACUUACUGAUGAAGGUAACUCUUGGAUCGUUAUACCUGCUGGGGAUACUUUGUUUGAAGUUGUUGCUGAUCACCGGUAUGCUGUCAAUUUGGAGACUUUUCAUUGUUCUUGCAAUAGGUGGAAGGUUUAUGGAUUUCCUUGCAGCCAUGCUAUUCAAUGCAUAUUGUUGUCCGGCAAACAAGUAUAUGACUUUGUUCAGCCGUAUCUCACAUCUAGCUGGUACAAAACUCUUUAUUCUUUCGCUAUCCAUCCUGUUCCAGAUUCCGAGAAAGAGAAUGAGUCAUCUAACAAUGUGCGAGUUAUUCCUCCUCCUGUUAAAAAGGGUCCAGGGCGUCCAAAGACUGAGCGUUUUCAGCCAAAGUUUGUGAAGGUGAAGAAUGAGAAGAGAAAGAUAAGAUGCCUUUAG
Papaver somniferum (opium poppy) is the source of this 642-nucleotide messenger RNA. RefSeq lists its product as uncharacterized. The transcript has 2 exons. Gene Ontology annotation, molecular function: zinc ion binding. The coding region runs from base 1 to 642 and encodes 213 amino acids. The record is from RefSeq and is a predicted model, not a curated record. Lineage: Eukaryota; Viridiplantae; Streptophyta; Magnoliopsida; Ranunculales; Papaveraceae.